CUUUAAUUAAAUCUAAAAUAAAAAUUUUACGUGACUCUCGUUUGAUCCGAUUCAAGAUACAUCAAACCCGACUAUUGUAGACCCUAGUCUUCUUAAACACUCCUUUAUUUUUCAAUUUAUUAGUACUACUACUAGUAUUAAUUUUUUUUUUGUCGUAUGAAGAUAAUAAAAGGUGUAGAAGUUUCUUGCAUUGCGAAGAGCCGUGGAAGGAAGUUUUCUAUCUUUUUCGCAUCAUCAUCCUCAAAUGCGGUUAAUAUUAAUCAAAGCAAAAAUCCUCAUUCACACGGAACUUUCUCGACAUUAGACGUAACUAACGCAGUACCUUCUCGUUCCUUCCUUUCUUUCUUUCUUUCUCUCUCUCUCUCUUUGCAUUUUAUUAUUCUCAACAGAACCUUCUAGAACCACCAAAAUCUCUCUCUCUUUCUCUCUCUUCACAACAAAACUCGUCGGCGAUAAUCUGUUUUAAACUUCUCCAUGGCUCCGCCGCUACCGCCGGUGGAAAAUAACGGCGAAUCUACCACAGCAUCCGUCCUAGAGUCACAGAGAUCUAUUCCGACGCCGUUUCUCACAAAAACCUACAACCUCGUCGAAGAUCAAUCCAUCGACGACGUUAUUUCAUGGAACGACGAUGGAUCCACCUUCAUCGUUUGGAAUCCCACCAUUUUCGCUAGAGAUUUGCUUCCUAAAUAUUUCAAACACAACAAUUUCUCUAGCUUCGUUCGCCAACUCAAUACCUAUGGAUUUAGAAAAGUAGUACCUGAUCGUUGGGAAUUCUCGAACGAGUUUUUUCGAAGAGGUGAUAAACGGCUUCUGUGCGAGAUUCAACGCCGGAAGAUCUCAACUCCGGCGCCUUCGCCGACGUCUGUUUCUGCUGCUGCAACGGCAGAAACCGCGACAGUUGCGGUUCCUUCCCCGAUUCCGCUUACUGUAAUACCUACUGCGAUGCCGAUUAUAUCACCAUCGAACUCCGGUGAUGAACAAGUAAUAUCCUCGAGCUCGUCGCCGUUGCGAGCGCCAGCGGAGCUUCUCGAUGAGAACGAGAGAUUAAGAAAAGAGAACGUACUUCUGAAUAAGGAGCUCGCUGAGAUUAAAUCACUCUGCAACAAUAUUUACACUCUUAUGUCAAGUUAUGCAAACAACAACAACAAUAAUAAUAACCAAUCGGACGGUGGCGCGCAAGGAAGUAGAGAGUCCGGGAUGACAGCGGUGAAGCCUUUGGAUUUGAUGCCGGAGGAGGUUAAGCGAGGCUCCGGCGUGAAAGAGAUGAAUCCGAAGCUGUUUGGUGUUGCGAUUGGAGUAAAACGAACAAGAGAAAACGGUUGUGAAAGUGGAGAAGAUACACUGUUGAGGCUACAUCAACCUGGUUCUACGGACGUGAAAUCAGAGCCGUUGGAUUGUCAGUAUCAUCGUGAUAACAAGCAAACGCCGUGGUUGAACCGGUGUCGUAGAGCGAAUCAGAGUUUAUGUAAAUGACACGUGGCGGUCUAGUAUGCAUUGGCAUGUUUAGAAUUAGAUUAGAUAAUUGGAUAGAUAAUGGCGUAGGGAAUCUGAGACCAUGCACGCGGAAUCGCACGUGAUAAUCCGUCACGUGUGUUGAUUAACCGUAUGGGACCAAUUCGCAGAAGUUUCUCAUGGGAAGUCAGAAGAAAACGAUACUCUCUCGUCCUUUACCUUGUAUUUUCACUUUUAUUUUUAUUUAUUUUUUUGUAUACUUAGAUUUACCUUUACUAAUAGUGUUUAGAAUUUUAUUUAUCCUAUCAUUAUUUUACAUCGAGAUUCAUAAUCAUGUGAGUAUUUUGAAACAACGAUGCUUAGCGAUGAUGCUUUCAUAUUUAUAGUUCAUAAUAACGUUUCAGAACUCA
Molecule: messenger RNA, 1862 nt
Organism: Cicer arietinum (chickpea)
Lineage: Eukaryota; Viridiplantae; Streptophyta; Magnoliopsida; Fabales; Fabaceae
Gene: HSFB2C
Product: heat stress transcription factor B-2c
Biological process (GO): regulation of transcription by RNA polymerase II
Cellular component (GO): nucleus
Molecular function (GO): DNA-binding transcription factor activity; RNA polymerase II cis-regulatory region sequence-specific DNA binding
Source: RefSeq, a predicted model, not a curated record